AUGGCUUCAACAGGGUAUGGGCCCAGCAGAGAAUCACGCUGGUCAAGGUUGACUUUCGAUGGAAACGAAAGCAAUUACGAACUGUGGGAAGCGAAAUUCCUCGCGCACAUGAGGUUAUUAAAACUAAAGGAUACUAUCCUGCCGUCAGAAGAAGAGGCUGACGCAACAAAGAACGAAGAAUGCUACGCCGAGCUUAUACAGUGUUUGGAUGACACCAGUCUGUCAUUGGUAAUGAGGGAUGCUACCGACGAUGGCCGAAAGGCUUUACAAAUACUCCGAGACCAUUAUGCAAAUCAAGGCAAACCAAGAAUCAUCACACUCUACACUGAGCUAACGUCACUUGAAAAAUCACUUCACGAGACAGUCACAGAUUACUUAAUAAGAGCCGAGAAAGCAAUAACAGCGCUUAAGAACGCCAAAGAAACGUUAAGCGAUGGGCUAAUAAUUGCUAUGAUCUUAAAGGGGCUGCCUGAUUCAUAUAAACCGUUCUGGAUACAUGUGACCCAAAGUGCAAGUGAGAUAACGUUAGCGAAGUUUAAGAGCAUGUUGAGGAGCUUCGAAGAAACGGAAAAGCUCAACACCAAACCGAAAGUUGAUCAGAUAAUGAAAGCUGAGUUUCCUUCGCAAACAAUGACAUGUUAUGGCUGCGGGAAAAGAGGGCAUUUAGUCAGAGAGUGCCCUGCUAAGAGCGAGAAGAAGUGGUGUAACUAUCACAAAAGUACAACACACUCGGAUAGCACCUGCAGAAGUCAGCAAAAGAGCAAAGACCAAACCAAACAGGUGUCGGAGAAAGAAAACACCUCUAAAGAUGAACAUUCAUUUGCAUUCAAAGUUAACGACGAAGCAACAGGGAAAAUCAAUCGAAUGGGAAUGUUGGUUGACACAGGUGCCACUUCUCACAUUGUUACUACUGAUAUUUUAAAGCAAAUAGACAUGACAUUUAAACCAUCAAAACAUUACAUUGAACUGGCUGAUGGCACACGAGCCAGUAAUAUUGCAUUGAAACGAGGGGAUGCUGAAGUGUUUCUGAAAGAUACAAAUGGAAAAUGUGUGCAAACGGUGCUGAAAAACGCCUUAUAUAUACCAUCCUAUCCUCAAGAUAUUUUCUCGGUGAAGGCAGCCACAUCAAAUGGCGCCGAGCUUCGAUUUGCCCAAGAUACUGGUGAGCUAACCCUUGAAGAUGGUACCAUUGUUGAAAUUGAAGAACAUGGACGGUUGUACUAUUUGACUUCCAUAGACAGUCAUGAGAACGAUAGCGUAAGUGAAGUAGAUAAAGUAAAUCUCUCAUAUGAUAUUAACACAUGGCAUGAAAUCCUAGGUCACUGCAAUUUUGAAGAUAUUAUAAAACUACAGGGGGUAGUUAAGGGCAUGAAAUUCUCAGGUAAAAUUGGGUCAUCUAAGUUAGGUUGUAAUACAUGUGUAGAAGGAAAAUUUGUAAACAGCAGGAGUAGGAUUCCUGAUGCAAGAUCUCAAAAAUCAUUGGAGAAAGUGCAUGUGGAUUUGGCAGGUCCAGUUUCUCCUGUAUCAAGAGAGGGGUUUAAGUACUGCAUAGCUUUUACUGACGAUUUCUCAGGAGCAGUAUUUGUUUACUUUCUGAAAUGUAAAAGUGACACCUUUGUAGCAACAGAGAAAUUUCUAGCAGACAUCACUCCUUAUGGCAAGGUAAGUUGCAUCCGUUCUAACAAUGGCUCAGAAUUUACAGGUAAGGCGUUUCAAACACUACUAAGGGAGCGUGGCAUAAAACAUGAAACUUCUGCUCCCUACUCGCCACACCAGAAUGGCACCGCUGAAAGGCACUGGCGCACAUUGUUCGAAAUGGGCAGAUGUCUUCUUCUUGAAUCAGGGUUACCCAAAACUCUCUGGCCCUAUGCAAUUCAAACCGCAGCUCACAUUAGGAAUAGAUGUUUUAGUAAGAGAACAAAGACAACACCCUACUUUAGCCUUACUGGGAAAGUACCUGAUCUUUCUAAAAUGUGGAUCUUUGGAUCUGAAUGUUUUGCUUACGAACAGGAGCAUAAGAAAUUAGACUCAAGAUGCAGCAAGGGGGUAUUUGUGGGAUACGACAAAAAUAGCCCUUCUUACCUAGUGUACUACCCACAAAAUGGGAAAAUCAUGAAACAUCGACUCAUUAGAUUCAUCAAGAAAUGUAGUGUAGAACAGCACACACAAACUGAUGAGUCCAGCAGGGAUUGUGAUGUAUAUGAGAAAUCUGACCAUGAUACUAGAUCAGACUUAGAUAGUAUGAGCCUCCCUGUUUUAAGUGCAAUGCCGCCAAAUACAGUGCCUGAUGAGGAGCCUAGGGAUAGUGAGGGAAGACAUUGCAACCAUACUGAGAAUGACAGUGAGACAAAACGGUAUCCUCAAAGAGAAAGGAACCCUCCAAGAUACUUAGAAGAGGACACCCUCCUCCCUAAGAAUGCCGAUUGUGCCCACAUUAGUGUAGAUUACUGCUACAAAGUUUGUGGAUUACCACAAAAUUACACAGAAGCCAUGGGAUCACCUCAAGCUAGGGAGUGGGAGCAAGCAAUGAAGGAAGAGAUCAGCUCUCUGAAGGAAAAUGAUACUUACGAAUUAUCAACUUUACCAGAAGGUAAAGCUUCAGUAGGGGGAAAAUGGGUGUACACAACCAAACAAGAUCAGAAUGGCAUAGAGUCCUUUAAGGCCAGAUAUGUAGCGAAGGGUUACAGCCAGGUAAAGGGUAUAGGUUACAGUCAGGUAAAGGGUAUGACCUAA
Paramuricea clavata is the source of this 2733-nucleotide messenger RNA. The record is from the annotation of a GenBank genome assembly. NCBI's taxonomy places the organism in Eukaryota, Metazoa, Cnidaria, Anthozoa, Malacalcyonacea, Plexauridae.